AUGUCCAUUUCGUACGACAGCGUCCAAUCCGCGCUCUACUACAAUUCGGCGCUAAUAUCCAGCACGCUACUUCCGCCGUUCCAGCAGGGGAAGCAUAGCCAGAUGGUUCUAGAAGCGUCGUUCUUGAAGGCCGAUUCCUAUGUUCAGAAGGGGGUCGUUGAUGGCAUCAACAAGGAUAUGGCACGUGGCACCGUCAGCUUCGAUGUGAUCGUUUAUGCCGACGUUAAGUUUGAGGCCGGGUACAACAAGGAGAAUCGGCAGCUCCUUGUCUCGUGCCAAGGUCUAGCUAUCACGCUCUUGUCCAAUAACAGCGGGUUCGGGACGAUGGUGGCAGGAGCGGGGGACUGCAUGGUUUAUGCGUGA
This is a messenger RNA of Corylus avellana, 363 nucleotides long. RefSeq names its product NDR1/HIN1-like protein 10. Gene Ontology annotation, cellular component: plasma membrane. The record is from RefSeq and is a predicted model, not a curated record. Gene Ontology annotation, biological process: defense response to other organism. NCBI's taxonomy places the organism in Eukaryota, Viridiplantae, Streptophyta, Magnoliopsida, Fagales, Betulaceae.